AUGUAUACAAAAGUGGAGAACAGGGCCGUAUUGAUUUUGGGCAUGUUGGUCUUUCUGGCAGCCGAGCCGAUGGUCGGAGCCAUCAGCUGCAGUGACGCCAUAACGAAGCUAAUGCCGUGCCAGCCGUUUCUGCUGGACGUAGGCAGCAGUGUGAGUGUCCCGUGCUGCGAGGGAGCCCAGUCAUUGAGCCAGCUGGUCGGCUCCAAGCCGGAGGAGCUGAAAGCCGCGUGCAAAUGCCUGAAACAGGCGGCUGCAGCCAUGGGAGUCGAUGUGGCAAGAGCCAAACAGAUUCCCGAUCUAUGCAGCGUAGCCGUCCCAGUGCCCAUCGAUCCUAACGUCGAUUGUGACAGGUUAAAAUAA
Striga hermonthica is the source of this 360-nucleotide messenger RNA. The record is from the annotation of a GenBank genome assembly. NCBI's taxonomy places the organism in Eukaryota, Viridiplantae, Streptophyta, Magnoliopsida, Lamiales, Orobanchaceae.